AUGGUGCGCGUGCCCGGAUCUUCUGGUGACUCGGGAUUUCACCGUGAGUCCCAACAAGAAGUUCGAGUGAAGAAGGAACAAGGGGAUCAAGCGUCUUCGGGAUCGGGAUCGACGACGACGCUGCUGAAUGAAACAAGAUCCACGGAUCGGCAGAGUACAAGGAGGACCUCUGUCGGCGGAACCGAGAUGGAUCCAGACAUGGAUCCAGAAGAGAAACCUCAACCUCCUCCACAGGUCCCUUCGGGGACCCCGGUGGAUCGCGACAAAAGUCAAGAUCCACUAACAAAACAAACCAAGGCUGGCCAGGAUCGGUAUGCAUUUGCUGACUCUCCAGUGAAACAAGAGCCCUACAUCUUCCAUCCAGACAAGACCCAGACGAAGAAAACCGCUACGAGAAGGAAAAUGAAGGCCCCGGAGCUGGAGGACGAAGAUCCAGAAACCUCGGCCCAGGAUGGAUCCGAGGCAUCAUGGAUCCGUCAUCACGAGAAGAAACUACGCAGCUUUCUGACAGUGGAUCCAAUUAUGCAGAAGUUCGGUGUGAAGCAGAUCGGAGCCCUGCAGGGACCCCUGACACUUCCGGCAGCCGUUAAUCGUCCAGGAAUUUUGCCCGAGAUGGAACGCCUGAUGCAGCCGCUGAGGGAUGUUGGUCUCGUGGCUGGAGCGUUCGACGCGUCAGUGAUGUACGAGAUCGAUCCAAUCCAACUCCGUGCCACGACGGAGAUGAUGUUCAACCGGCUGAAGGUGCUGGUAGGCGAGAUCCAGCCGAAGCCGGAUCCCACAAUCCCGGAUCCAAGAUCACUACAAGAAGGAUCCACAGGAUGUCGGACGUCGUCAACUUAUGUGUCGGCUGCAGAGCUUGGGUCGGACACGUCUUCGGAGUCGCGACGCAUGUCACUUGAACCAUCGGGAGCCUCGAUGCUACGCGCCCGAGCCCAGAUCCAACGCGAAGCAAGUCCUCAGCCCCGAUCCCAGCCUCGAUCCAAGAAGCAGUCAGCUCCAUCGGUGGAUCCAACAGCGACGGCAUCAGGAUCCGACAUGUCGACUAGUAGACUGGAGUCGUUCUUCCAAGCAGCUAUGAACAGGUUCUUGAAGGAGCAGGGAGCUUUGACCCCAGCCAUGACACCGGGGGCGGUUCAGAAUCACGGAUCCCAAGAUGUCGAGAUGGAGUUCACUGGAUCGUCGGAUCCGGAUCCACACUGGGAGUUCGACCCUGACGACAUUGACUUCCCGGCCCCAGCACGCGCUACAGUAGCCACCACCGCGACCGGAUCCACAGGUUCAGCCCUGAUCCAACGAGUCCGGAUCUCAGCGGUCUCGGAUCUGAAGGAGUUCUCUGGCAAGGACCAAGACGAGGAUCGAGCGAGAGCUUGGGUUAGCAAGUACUAUCAUGCUCGCAAGCGAUCGGACGAGUCUCCGCUGGAUUAUCUCUACCGACUUAACGUCGCCGGACUCCGUGCUCGACUCAAGAUCAAAGACGGUGGAUCCAAGGAAAAGCGGGAGCAUGUGGACCAUUUCAUUGUGACUCUGGGCGAUCAGGAUCUGGCGGAUCGGCUGACAUUGCUCCGACUGCCGGAUGCUGACGAGUUGGAAGAAGUCCUGCGUGCCUUGGAUCGGGCGAAGAACCGACAGAAGAAGUCCGCGUAUGGAUCCAGCAAGUACCGACAAAAAGCACCAGCGACGCCUGCGCCGGCCGCUCCAGCCAAACAUGUCGCAACAGCGCCAGCGGCCGUGGGAGGUAAGCGCAAGGAGAGGGACGAAGACGACGACGCGCAGAAGAAGAAGAACUUCGCGGCCGCCGUCCUGAAGGCUAAGAAGAUGAGCGCAGCGCAUGGUGGGCCUAUCGCUGCACUCGGAACUGCUGAAGAGGAUGCCCCCUACGAGCAACCGCUGCGAGCGCCUCUUUUCUCAAGCCAAGCGCUGCUGGGACGUCAAGUUGCUGAAGUGCUCCUCGGAAACAUGCGUGGUUGUAACUCCAUACGCCGACUGCCCGUGGACUACGGGCGCGAAAUGGCGACCCAAGGACUGAAGCCGGCCCGAAUCCGCAUGGGCAUGGCUGGGCGAUUUGGGCUCACUGAGACGGAGAUGCCUACCCUGCGUCAAGUCCAGUGGUUCGUCAGCAGCUUCACCAAGAAAAAUCUCCACGGAAACGACGACUAUGAGGACACUCGGGACCAGAUCGACCAACUGGCAUUUGGACCAGCGACAACCGAUACCCAGCCGUUCUCGUUUGGUUGGGACCGGGACGGCAAGGGCAAGUCAUAUGUGGGGAACGGAUCCGACGAGCACCCGUUUUUGGUGGGUCUCACAACGAAGAUCUUGUUGCGCAACGCGGCUCGAGACCCCAACUCGUUCGUGUUCCACAUGGACGGCACCUUCAAGUUGAACCAACUGCUGCUCAAGUAUGUCAUGGCCGACGCGGAGGCUGUGCAGCUAAACGCGGUCAGCCAAGGUUUUGGUGUCGACUCCGACCUCACCUACCUGAUGUGCUUUUACCACGUCAUGGUCAAGGUCCACGAACGCAUUAAAGCCGUACCGGACCGUUUGUGCGAACAAGUGGUGGUCGAUAUAUACGACUUGCACUUCGCUCCCGACCACCAAGUGUAUGACGAACAAGCCAAAACGGUGCUCGCGAGGUGGUCGGCCGACCAAGAUCUGAAGGUGUUUGGCACCUACUUCAACAACGUCUGGUCGGUGACCCCUCGCGCCUUCAAAGAAGUCCCUCAAGCUACACAGCAGCUGAAGGCCCGCGUUAAAGAGUUCCGGCAGCGCGACCUUCUUCGCGACAUGGCGCUCAAGCAUCGAGCUCCUACUCGCAUCCCCGACACCCAAUGCUGUUCGUGUACUGUCGCGAGGGUGUCAUCGGGUGUAUCUACCCCGAAUUGGGUCGAAGCCGCGAGGUGGCCCCAAAUGGGAGCCAACUAUACGCGAAUGGAACAAGAAGGACAACCCGAUGGUGGCUGGCAUGUGGACGUUGAGCGACUAACCUGCGGAUGCAAGUACAACUUCAAGUUCGCCAUCUGCAUCCAUGCCUUCGCCCUGCAGGUCAAGUAUUACACGGGGCUGGACGGAAAGCGGAUACUGGUCAACCGUUCUGUGCCUAGGAAGCGACGCAAGUCGCGUGCCAGCGGUUCCCGCGUUCCUGCUGGACGACCCCGUACCAACGGGCAUGCACUGAGCACUGACUAA
Molecule: messenger RNA, 3186 nt
Organism: Phytophthora sojae
Lineage: Eukaryota; Oomycota; Peronosporomycetes; Peronosporales; Peronosporaceae
Exons: 7
Coding region: 1-3186 (1061 amino acids)
Source: RefSeq, a predicted model, not a curated record